Messenger RNA from Cucurbita maxima (winter squash), 3186 nucleotides. Its product is annotated as fanconi-associated nuclease 1 homolog. Bases 185 to 3019 code for a protein of 944 amino acids. The transcript is spliced from 15 exons. Gene Ontology annotation, molecular function: flap-structured DNA binding; 5'-flap endonuclease activity; 5'-3' exonuclease activity. Gene Ontology annotation, cellular component: nucleus. NCBI's taxonomy places the organism in Eukaryota, Viridiplantae, Streptophyta, Magnoliopsida, Cucurbitales, Cucurbitaceae. The record is from RefSeq and is a predicted model, not a curated record. Gene Ontology annotation, biological process: interstrand cross-link repair.
UUCAUCCAAGUGGUCGCGCGAAUUUGACACCAUUUCCCGCUCCCUCCUACUUCUUAUGGGUUCUUGAGUGUGAUAUGAACUCGAUCAUUGCAGGAGGGGACAUCUCUUCGGAGAUCCGAAAUUUGGGACGAACAAUUAACGCACUGAACAAGCAGGGCUAAUCCUAUUCUCACCAUAAUCAAUUAUGUUAAGAGGAAGAGAAAGCUUGGUCCGAUUGGUAGGGAAACGGAGACGCUUUCUUCCUAAUCGUCUUUCUCUCCUCUCCUCUCCAGUUGAGAACACUUUGAAUCUCUGCUCUGGUGAAGAUUUCAAGCCCCUUCCUGUUGUGAAAACUCCGGAUGCUCAUAAAGAUGGGGAAACUGAAACCAGUAGCUCUGGGAAAUAUGUUACCUGCCCAGUUUGCAGCAGCAGAGUAAAUGGUGAAGACUCCAUUAUCAACUCCCAUCUGGAUGCAUGCUUAUCUAGGGGAACGAAGCGGAAAUUGACACAGAGCUCUCUUCUUCAAUUAAACUUCUAUUCCCGACCAAAAGUUCAACAUCAUUCUCAUGUUCUGAAAUUUGAGAAAAAUGAGUCUUCUGUGGGUCCCGACGAUGGUCCUGUGGAUAUUGUCCAUAGAUUGCCUAAAGAUGCAUCUUAUAAUGAAAAUGACAAAAUUAAAUGCGGUUCGUUAGAAGAAUGUGCAAUGCAGCCACAAAGGGACUGUUUACUGGAUACCUUACAUAAUAGUGAAAGAACUAAUGGUGCUACAGAAAUUUAUUCUCCCAUGAAUAAAGGAGCUACAUCUGGGAUGGUUACUACCACCAAGGAUGAUUUAUCUGGGAUGAUUCUUGAAACUUUUAUUGUUGGUCGUAAGUUCAGUGAUGAAAAGGAGUUAAAUCUUGGGGCAUGCAUCUCUCUUGAAAGAGAUCCCACCAAUGUAAAGGAUCCCAAUGCCAUCAAGGUUAUUUCUGAAGAUUCUGGAUGUUGCAAGAUGCUUGGAUUUCUCCCACGUGAGUUAGCUAAGUUUUUGUCUCCCCUAAUUGGGAAGUAUUGCCUAAGCUUUAAGGGAUUUGUGACAACUGCUCCCAGAAGUUCUGUUGACGUUGUACCCAUAGAGGUCAUGUGUGACAACAUCAAUUUACUAAAUGAGAAAAUUUUUGAUGUUGAGUUCAAAAAUUUAUGGACAAGCAUUCAGCAAGUAAUUGAUUCAAUGAAGAAUUUCACACCUAAUGCAUUGAAAUAUCAGAAGAACUUUUGUCUUUUGAUACAAGAAGUUUUACAGGGUUAUUCCCAUUUGUUGUCUGAUGACGAAAAUCAUUUUCUAGAUUUAUUCAGUUCACUAUCAGAUGAUAAUCAGAGGCUCUUUAUCCGGCUUUAUAUGCGUAAAGGACCAUGGUUUCGGAUGUCUUCUACUUCAUAUAAAGAAGUAUUGGAUUCUAAACAGGCAGUCAAGGAGCUCUCAGAAGCAGGUUAUCUAUGUUGCUUUGAUACGAAUGAAGCUGAUAACACUGACAUGAUCCAGAUUUUGAAUCUUCUCACUGUCUCUGAGCUCCGUGAAGUCAUGUGCAUGCUUAAGAAGAAUUGCAGUAGCAGCAUGAGAAAGGAUGAUCUUGUUGCCUCUCUUUUGGCCCCCUACGAAGAUGGACUGUGUCCAUUACUUCCAGAUCUAAUUUUGGGCAAAAUUGGUAUCUGCGUUAGGCUAUCCUCUAAAGCUGAAUUGCUUAUCUGGCGUGCUGAGAGGCUUUUCUUCCUCAAUGGAGAGCAGGAUUUAUCAGCCUUUCUGCUUGUUGAUAUGGGAAUAGUCAAGUAUCCAACUUACAGCUGCAUAAUUUCAGACCAGAUUUUCUUGGAUCGAAAUGAUUUGCUUGCUUAUGAAGAGGCCAUUGAAGUUGCACAACUAAUUGAUGAAGCUCUUGACGAGGACAACAAAAUGGUUUUAAGAUGUGUAUCAGUUGCUAACUCUCGUGUGAAGCCAAAUCAGUGUACUACCUCUGAAUCAGUUCCAUUCUUUUCAUUUUUUACAGCAUCAUGGAUCUAUUCAAAAGUAUUGUCUCUUGGAGUUUCCUUUCUUGAGCGUGAGAAUAGGUACAAUGAUGCAGUGCUACUACUUAAGCGAUUGCUAAGUUGUAACACUCCUGAUGGAAGAAGAGGAUAUUGGACCUUGAGGUUGUCAAUUGAUUUGGAGCAUUUGGGCUAUCCCAGCGAGAGCCUGUCAGUAGCUGAAAAUGGAUUGUUAGAUCCAUGGGUUCGAGCUGGUUCAAGAAUGGCAUUGCAAAGGCGCAUCCUUCGCUUAGGAAAACCACCACGUCGGUGGAAAACCCCUAGUUUUGCUGAGUCUAUAAAGAGGAAAAUCACCGAGGUACACGUUCAAGGGCGACCAUUGAACCGUGAAACAGGUAUGAAGAGCAGGUUUUAUGGAGAAAGUGGAGAGCAAUGUUCAGUUGAGCAGCUUGCACUCGAGUAUUAUAAUGGGGAGGGAGGUGGAUGGCUAGGUGUUCAUUCAGAAAGUGGCAUUUGGUUAACCAUUUUUGGGCUUCUCAUGUGGGAUGUCAUAUUUUCCGAUGUCCCAAAUGUUUUUCGUACAAAAUUUCAGACUGCUCCCCUGGAUUUUGGAACAGAUAGCUUUUAUUUAUUGAGACAGAACAGUAUAGAGUCCCAACUACUGAAAAUUCAAGAUGGCAUGGGCGAAGAGAUCCUCAUUACGUCGUGGGAAUCACACAAGGGAACAGCCUGCAGUGGAGUUAACUGGGACCGACACUCACUAGCCGAGCUUCGGGCAGCUGUGACAUGCAUUGGUGGCCCUUGUAUGGCUUCACUCUGUCGGCAUCUUGCGCAAGAUUAUCGAAGUUGGUCGAGUGGAAUGCCAGAUUUGUUGCUAUGGCGCUUUAACAGUGAAUACAGUGGUGAAGCUAAACUUGUUGAAGUAAAGGGUCCCAGAGACAGACUGUCUGAACAGCAGAGGGCAUGGCUUUUGCUUCUAAUGGAUUGUGGCUUCAUUACAGAGAUCUGCAAAAUCACCCCCAUGCCUAAAUCAGCUUAAAAGGUCGAUAGUAACUUGAGCAGAAAAAUCAAAGCUCUCUUGAAAGUUCUAACCAAUACUACUUAAAGAAACAAAUUUAUUUUGUGUGUGAAAAUUAUGUCCCAUAUAUAGAGAGAAAAGUAUCAGUGUAGGACUAAAUGGUUUGAGGUCUCAUCUUGUUGCUUACA